CGCGUCCCAGUGCUGCCUUCCCGCCUGGCUGGCUGAGUGCCAAGGCUGGCCCCGCUGCCUGAGGCACUGGGCUCGGCUGCACCACAUCAUCCAGGCCCAACGCCAAGCUUCCCACGUGACACCCUUCUUGAUCAACUCAAAAGAAAACAAUUCGACUUUCCCAUCAGUUCCCAUAAAAUAAGCCAGGGCGCGUCUAUUUCUGAACAUAUCCUCAAGCCUGUAUAAACCAUGGGUCUCGUUUCAUACGACAGUAGCGACGAGGAUGAGGAGGUCCAACCUCAAGUUGAUGCACAACCUCCGAAACCGGCAGUCAUACCACCAACUUCAGAUAUCCAAACUGCACCCAAACCAAAACCCACCACCACCACCAAUUCAUCAACACCCACCCCCCCUCAACCACCAGCCCCAGGCCCAGCCCUCGGCCCAGUACUAGGCCCAACCUUCGGCCCCUCCCGCCCACCACCGCCAACAACAAACACCAACGACCAAGACCCCUCCGAAGAAAUCGACCUCGCCUUCCUCUCCCAAGACCCCACCCCCCAAAACCAAGACCAAAACACCGAACCCCCCCGGUCCCCGCACACCCGCACCCGCACCCUCCUGCACAACCUGACCCUCCCCGCCGUGCCAAACAUGGACAUCCCCCCCUCGCCCCCCGGCUCUCCACCCCCGGGCCUGGACGCGCUCACGGCCAAGUUUGACACGUUCCUGCGCCUCAAGCGCACGCGGGGGGUGCACUUCAACGAGCGGCUGGCGCGGUCGGCGGGGAUGGCGAACCCGGCUGUGGCGGAUCGGCUGUUGGGGUUUGUGGGGGUGGGGACGGAGUUUGGUGGUGGUGCUGACGCUGAGGGUGGUGGUGAUGGUGGUGGUGAUGGGGUGGAGGGUGGUGUUGGUGCUGGUUCUGGUGGGAGGGGCGUGGAGCAGUAUGCGACCGUGUUGAGUGCGGAGGUCUGGGAUCCGGCGUGUUUUCCGGCGUGGGCGUACCGUGGGCCGUUGAGGAAGGCGCAGGAGAGGGGGACGAAGGAGAGAGAGCGCGGGCGUGGGGAGGCGGUUGAGUUUGUUGCUGCUUCAGCUGGUGGUGCUAUUGCUACUGCUGCGGUAGGGGGUGGGGGGACUGGGUCGGCUGGGGGCAGCAGGUCUGGGACGCCCGGGGUUGGAGGAGCGUCGGGAAGGAAAAAGGGGAGGUGGGAUAUGUGAUGGGUGAACAUUGAUAAGUGCCGUUAUCACUAAAAGAAGUAGAGGACAUGUUGGGUUAUGGGAUGCAAGGUUAUGUACUAGAUAGA
This is a messenger RNA of Chaetomium fimeti, 1283 nucleotides long. RefSeq lists its product as uncharacterized. Lineage: Eukaryota; Fungi; Ascomycota; Sordariomycetes; Sordariales; Chaetomiaceae. Gene Ontology annotation, biological process: regulation of DNA-templated transcription. The transcript has 3 exons. The record is from RefSeq and is a predicted model, not a curated record. Gene Ontology annotation, cellular component: nucleus. The coding region runs from base 229 to 1197 and encodes 322 amino acids.